AUGUCGAAAGCAGUGAUUUUUCUCUUGGGGCUUCUUACUCUGACCCCAUUGUUUGCUCAUGCUUAUGAUGAUGGAGGUUGGGUUAACGCCCAUGCCACUUUCUAUGGUGGGGGUGAUGCCUCUGGCACUAUGGGUGGAGCUUGUGGGUAUGGAAACCUAUACAGUCAAGGGUACGGCACAAACACAGCAGCACUAAGCACAGCCUUGUUCAACAAUGGCUUGAGCUGCGGGGCUUGCUUUGAGAUCAAGUGUGUCAAUGACCCCAAAUGGUGCCUUCCAGGCUCUAUUUUGGUCACUGCCACCAAUUUCUGCCCUCCAAACAAUGCACUCCCUAACAACAACGGCGGUUGGUGCAACCCUCCUCAGCACCAUUUCGAUCUCGCCCAGCCCGUCUUCCAGCAUAUUGCUCAAUACAGAGCUGGAAUCGUCCCUGUCUCCUACCGAAGAGUACCUUGCCAAAAGAAGGGUGGAAUAAGGUUCACUAUCAACGGUCACUCAUACUUCAACCUGGUCCUAAUCACAAACGUUGGUGGUGCUGGUGAUGUUCAGUCUGUUUCCAUCAAAGGGUCAAGAACUAAUUGGCAACCCAUGUCUAGGAACUGGGGUCAGAACUGGCAGAGCAACUCUUACCUCGACGGCCAAAGCCUCUCAUUCAAGGUCACAACCAGUGAUGGCCGCACUGUGGUCUCUAACAAUGCUGUUGCGGCCGGAUGGUCUUUCGGACAAACUUUCUCCGGCCUCCAAUUCCCAUAAACCAAACAAAUCAAAGACGAAUAAGAAGAAGAAGAAUAAGAAGCUACAAGUUUUGUUUAGGUUAAUUUAGAGUUGAUUUGUGAGAAGGGCUUAUAUUAAAUGGUCCUUGUCGUCGUUUUGAUAUGCUCUCAUUUGUAAAGGAGCAGACAGAAAUUAAGUUAAAAUUUGGCAGCGGUGGGCAUUAGAGUAUCACCCGCCACAUUUUGUUAGGUUUUGUUAGUUAUUUAGCUAGUGUGCUCUGGUUGCUUUAGGCUUUGUUUAACUUGUCUAUGAAGCUAUUGUAAUUAGCUUUAGUUUCCUGCUGCAUUGUGUGUUUUUCUUAGUCGGAAUUGUUUAAGUGUACGACUUUUUGUUUUAAAUAAAGUCUCCUCUCCCUCUCCAUGAAGUUG
Molecule: messenger RNA, 1142 nt
Organism: Fragaria vesca subsp. vesca
Lineage: Eukaryota; Viridiplantae; Streptophyta; Magnoliopsida; Rosales; Rosaceae
Product: expansin-A1-like
Exons: 3
Coding region: 1-753 (250 amino acids)
Biological process (GO): plant-type cell wall organization
Cellular component (GO): extracellular region
Source: RefSeq, a predicted model, not a curated record